Messenger RNA from Mya arenaria, 575 nucleotides. RefSeq lists its product as uncharacterized. Lineage: Eukaryota; Metazoa; Mollusca; Bivalvia; Myida; Myidae. The record is from RefSeq and is a predicted model, not a curated record. The transcript has 2 exons. The coding region runs from base 1 to 465 and encodes 154 amino acids.
AUGCAGAACCUCGUACAGAUUCGUAAGAUAGGCGAGUGUAACUUGGAAGGAAGACGAGUUGUUGAAUUAAAGAUUUUAAUAGACGGCUUGAAAAAAUGCUUCAAGUGCGCGGGACAGUUGUCGCUUACGAACAUAACAUCAGAAACUAAAUACGGUCUUGGGAGUAUUCUUCAUAUAAAGUGCAUGUCAUGUCUGGCUGACAACACAGUGCCGACUGGAAAACGACACAAGGCUAGUAAUCACAAAACCGGAACUCGAUGCUUUGAUGUAAAUACAAAGUUAGCUGCAGCCAUGAUCAACGCAGGCAUUGGGGAACAACAAAUGAAUAAUAUUCUUGCCUACUUGAACCUCCCUCUUGUUAAUAAGAAGACACUCAAGAACAGGGAGCGAGAAAUCGGCGAGAGCAUUGAGGCAGUUGCCGCCCAGUCAUGUUCACGUGCAGUGAAAAUUCGAAAUUCUGAGUAACUAGUCAUACAUUACAAAUGGAUUAUUAUAAAGUUAUGGUAUAAAACAUAACUGUACUUAAUUCAAGUAAAAGCAUUCCAAUGAUGGAUAUAAUUGAACUAGAAGCUUAG